Molecule: messenger RNA, 759 nt
Organism: Botrytis fragariae
Lineage: Eukaryota; Fungi; Ascomycota; Leotiomycetes; Helotiales; Sclerotiniaceae
Product: putative fad binding domain protein
Exons: 2
Coding region: 1-759 (252 amino acids)
Molecular function (GO): oxidoreductase activity; FAD binding
Source: RefSeq, a predicted model, not a curated record
AUGAACAUCGGAGUGAUUUGCGCGUCUAUACUUCCGAUUCUUACACACAAUGAGGGACGUAGCCUUACAAACACCACUCUUUGUCGAUGUCUUCCUGCCCAUGAAUGCUGGCCUACCUCAGCCACUUGGAAAAUUUUCAAUCAGACUUUAAGUGGUAAACUUAUUGCGACCAAGCCUCUCGCGAGCUCAUGUCAUCUAGACGAAUUUGAGGAAUACAGUGAAAGAGAUUGCGAAAGUAUUCAAGCUGCAUGGAGCUAUGCCAAAACUCACCUCAGGUCUUCAUCUUCGAUUAUGGCACCAUUUUUUUCAAACUACAGCUGCGAUCCAUUUUCACCAAAAUCGUCCAAUUGCAUAGUGGGCACUUAUGUCCAAUAUGCUAAUACCGAAAUAGUUGAUUAUAGAUCGAGUUACUACAACGGAAAAGCGAUCAAAGUUGGUGCAGGCGUAAGUGUGAUGGAAGCUAUGACUGCAGCCAAUUCCCAAGGAUUGGUGGUUGUUGGAGGCAAUGACGGGACUGUCGGUUUUGCUGGCGGAUAUACUCAAGGCGGUGGCCACGGCCAACUGGUAUCGAAAUAUGGCCUUGCAGCUGAUCAGGUUCUCGAAUGGGAAGUUGUCACCGGAAAUGGAGAUUUUCUUAUCGCUUCUCCGACCGAGAACAAAGACUUGUAUUGGGCUCUCUCCGGUGGUGGUGGCGGCAGCUAUGGAGUGGUCCUUUACAUAAGGCGGGGGCCGAUUCAACUUGAAUCGGUGCCGAAAUAG